Neodiprion virginianus is the source of this 2888-nucleotide messenger RNA. Its product is annotated as 5-aminolevulinate synthase, erythroid-specific, mitochondrial-like. Gene Ontology annotation, biological process: erythrocyte development; heme biosynthetic process; hemoglobin biosynthetic process. The record is from RefSeq and is a predicted model, not a curated record. Bases 936 to 2438 code for a protein of 500 amino acids. Gene Ontology annotation, cellular component: mitochondrial matrix; mitochondrion. Lineage: Eukaryota; Metazoa; Arthropoda; Insecta; Hymenoptera; Diprionidae. Gene Ontology annotation, molecular function: pyridoxal phosphate binding; 5-aminolevulinate synthase activity. The transcript has 4 exons.
AUUUAAUAAAAAAAAAAAAAACAAAAAAAAAUUUCCUCAUCUUUCCAAAGCAGUCGUUCCCAGAGAUAACAACUUGUAUCAAGGCUGAAAUAUCUCUAGUUUCUUCGGUAGUUAUGGGAGUUGGUCCCGUAAGUGAAAUUAUACAGUAAACUUAUUUUAAGUGAUGUGCAUCGGUGACGAAGAAACUUUUUCACAAAGAACUCAUUACGGAGGCACCAUGAUUUCAGUGACAAUCUAAUCUAUAUCAUUAAACAAAAGUUUAUCAGUUAUACAUCUCAAUGUUUUAUCAACUCAUCUUUACCACAUCCCAAAGUCAUUGCCAUAUCGGAAGUUUGUAUAUUCAAAAAGCACGUGAUCGAUAAUAACCGUUGUAUACACAUUGUCAGUAAUUGAUAUGAAAAUAAGAGUGUAAACUGAACAUUUACUUUGACGUUAGCAACGAAAAUGACUACUUUAAAUAUUUGUUAAAGGCAGUUAUAAAUUAAUGCUAGAAUUGGUGUAGGCAAAAAAAUAUCAACAAUCCAUUAUAUCGUACAUACUAUCAGCUGUGCAUGCUAAAUUAAUUCAACUAUCCCUAAUUGAAAUUUGCCGUUUCAUAUAUAAGGUGAUAAACCGCUGCGGAGUGAGUUGCUGAUAUUUAAUCGUGUGAAUGAUUAUAAGUAAAAUUUUACGCCAAUUAUCUGUAGAUUACAAGACGAUGUCUGUUACAGUUGUUCAUGCGCGGAAUUAAUUUUUAAACAUCAUCACGUGACUCGCAAGUAGUGACCAGUCUGUUUGUAAUUCCUGAAUAAUGAAAAUUUUUCUAAACUACGCAUUCGCUUUCAUUAUUUGCUGAUCAAUCACCGUGACUUGCAGCGCAUCGUUUCCGGCAUCGAGUUCGUCUUUUCCAAGUGACUUUUUAUCUGACAAAGACCGUGAAAGGUCCAAUCGAAAGCAUGCACUGCCCAUUUCUAUCGAACCUUUCGAGCAACUACGUUCGAAAUUACGGCUCUUCCCUGGUGUCAAAUUACCGACAACACUGCCCAGUUAUGUCCCGAAUGUUUAUCUCAUUACCGGCGAAGCCCCGGCUCCAGGAAGAACCGGUCACGGAAAAAGACCACUGCCCAUAUUCUCCGACUCUCAAUGUGCGCCAAAAAAAUGGUGCCGUUGCUGAGUCGGUCACGGUCAAAGACAAAGUCUCAAGGUCUCCUCUGCCCGAAUUAGAACCGUCAGAAUUUCCGUACGAAGAAUUCUUUCACAAGCAAAUAAUGCAGAAGAAACUUGAUCACUCUUACCGUAUAUUCAAAAAGGUGAAUCGAUCAGUGACGGAGUUUCCAUCAGCGAUGGAAUACUCCUGGGGUGAGAAACCGAUAACGGUUUGGUGCUCCAACGACUACUUGGGUAUGUCACGUCACCCGGAAGUCCUGCGGUCGGUGAACGAGGCGCUUAAGAAGUUCGGGGCUGGUGCAGGCGGGACGCGAAACAUAUCCGGUAAUUCGGUCGGCCAUGAAUUGCUCGAGGCGCGUUUGUCCCGUCUGCACGAAAAGGAGGCCGGUCUGCUCUUCACUUCCUGUUACGUAGCGAACGACUCGACCUUGUUCACGCUCGCCAAGACGAUGCCACGUUGCGAGAUAUUCUCGGACGCCGGUAACCACGCCUCAAUGAUUCAGGGCAUCAGGAACAGCGCAGUUCCAAAGCACAUAUUCAAGCACAACGACCCCAAGGAUCUUGACUCGCUGCUUUCCAGGGUGGACAAAACCAUCCCUAAGAUAGUCGCUUUCGAAACGGUCCACUCCAUGACCGGGGACAUUUGUCCCCUGGAAGAGUUGUGCGAUGUAGCCCAUCAUCACGGGGCCAUGACCUUCGUCGACGAGGUUCACGCGGUUGGAUUGUACGGGAAUAAGGGUGGCGGUGUCGGGGAACGCGACGGCGUCUUGGACAAGAUGGACGUGAUUUCCGGAACGUUGGGAAAGGCGUUUGGUAACAUGGGCGGUUACAUCGUAGGCAGGAAGACCAUGGUCGACUUUGUCAGGAGCUACGCGGCUGGUUUCAUUUUCACCACUUCGUUACCACCCACCGUUUUGUACGGCGCGUUAACAGCCGUUGAUAUAUUGGCUUCGGACGAGGGUAGAAGGUUGAGGAAAUCUCAACAGGAGAACGUUGCCUACUUGAAAUCAACCCUGACCAAUGCUCGGCUUCCGGUUGAACGAUCGCCGUCGCAUAUUAUACCGAUAAAGAUCGGUGAUCCGGAAAUGUCAGCUCGAUUAGCAGACACUUUACUGAGGGAAAAGGGGCAUUACGUUCAGGCAAUUAAUUAUCCAACGGUCGCUAAGGGCGAGGAAAAACUGCGACUGGCACCAACGCCGUUCCACACGAAAUUUAUGAUGAACAAUCUCGUUCGCGAUAUUGUCGACGUUUGGAGGGACUUAGGAUUGCCCAGAGUGACUUCUGUUCAAUGACGGUUAUACGAAGUUUGGUAUUGAAAUACGAAAUAACUAGUACUACAUUUUUAACGCAUGCGCAUGUAGAUCCGAAUUUAAAUUGUACAGAAAUGGAAAAUCAACGCAGAGGAAAAAAAAGUGAAGGAGAAAGAAUUCCUGACAAGUGUAGGUAAAAAUGUAUCGUGAAACAAAUAUCAUCACGUUUGACUUUAAUUCGCAAACGGCACGAAAUAAUCCGUACUGUAUGCGAUGAGCGAAAAACAGUCCUAAAUAUAUUGUAACCACUGUGAAAAUGUGUAAGUGACAAAUAAUGGACAGUUGGUUAGUUGCACUUCUGAUGAUAAUCGUUAGUAUUAUACAAUAUAAUAAAUGGAACGAUACCAAAAUGUAGUGCAAGAAGUUUGUUGGUCCAAUCUACUGAUGAACUUCUGGUAAGAGCAUCACUAAAUAAACUAUUGCAAUAUGUUA